CACUAUAAUUAAUUGCGUUUAUAAAAAAUAUUUAGAUUAUAACAAUUAGUAGCGUGCAGUCUAUAGUUCCUGCUGGACGUCCCUCGUACGGACCAUGUCCAAUUUACUCGUAUACCAUUUCUUGAUAAUAAUUGGUUUCUCAGAAGUUUUUCAUUGUGAAGUGUUUGUCAACCGGCCCAAAAUCAGCGCCGUAGACGGUAAUCUUAUAUUACAACCAGCAUAUGAUAGAAAUAUUUAUUUGAAUCCUCAUGGACCUAACUCGAAACUAUUCUAUGGUGACUUAAAUCUUUUAAGUAUUUAUAACAGUUCAAAUAAUGGAGGACCCAAUAUUUUCAAUGAUAACGUACAACCUGACAGAGGCCAGUUAAAUGAUGCAUUUAGAAGAAUACAGAAUUUAGAAACAUUAACUACCUCUUUCCCAAGCAAUGUAAAUUUAAAUAUUUCAUUUUUGACCCGCAAAGUAAAUAAUCUCAGCAAUAGAGUGCGAGCUCUCCAGACUUUGCUAAACGCCAGGAAAAAAGAUGAAUGUCAAUCACACCCCUGUGAAAAUGGAGGCACUUGUCUAAAUUUAGUUAACGGGUACUACUGUUUAUGCCCUGCAAACUGGAAAGGAGCCAACUGUGACGAAGACGUUAAUGAAUGUCGUAACUAUGCGGGUACUGACUUAGGAUGUCAAAAUGGUGCAACUUGUAUCAAUAGACCAGGUUCCUAUGAAUGCAUUUGUAAACCUGGUUGGUAUGGGCUAGACUGUACCAGAACAGCUAUGAACUGUUCAGGAGGUGACUUUGAAAUGUGUGGUCACGGAAUAUGCAUACCAAUAAAUGGCGGAGCAGGUGUAAAAUGCAUUUGUAAUCAAGGUUGGACUACUGACGGCACUAGCGUCGCUUGUUUGACGGAUGUAAAUGAAUGCUUGUCUGGUCAAGGCUCACGCUGUUCUGUGAAUCCAAGAGUAGAAUGCAUAAAUGUGCCUGGUUCAUUUCGAUGCGGCGAAUGCCCUCAUGGCUAUGAAGGAGACGGUUUUGCUUGCUAUGAUAUUGAUGAGUGUCUUACUAUUCCUAACGGUGGUUGCAGCACAAGUCCUAUGGUGUCAUGUCAUAAUACAAUAGGCUCUCGUAUAUGUGGUCCCUGUCCACCGGAUUAUCAAGGCGAUGGAAUCACAUGUAUUUGGACUGGUUCAUGCUCUAUAAAUCACGGAGGAUGUCACCCAUCUGCUGAGUGCAUUGAAAAUAGAGGCUUUAGAAGAACAUCGCAAUGUUUGUGUCCUUAUGGAAUGGAAGGUGAUGGUAUUGGACUUCAUGGGUGCUACGUAUCGUCGGAAGGGAACAAUACUCAGCGCUGUGAAUCCAAUCCUUGCGGCGUUCACGGACAUUGCCAUCCUCUACGAGAAGGCUAUACGUGCAUUUGCUUUCCGGGUUACAGUGGCUCUCACUGCACUGACAAUAACAAUAUGUGUUCUAACAACCCAUGCCGCAAUGGGGGCAGUUGCAGGCUUGACGAAAGGUCAACGCGAGGGUUCAGGUGUGAGUGUACUGCUUUGUAUUCCGGGGAUCUUUGCCAAGUUCGAAUUCAGCAAUGUGGUGGAUUUUUAGACUCCGAAGAGGGAAGUAUUAUAUAUCCUAUUACAAACACAACUUACGGUCAUAAUUCACGCUGUGCUUGGGUAAUUCAUACCGCCCCAGAUAAAGUAAUCAACGUUACGUUUAGUAAAUUCAAUUUAGAAAAUGACUCGACUGAGUGUAAAUUUGAUUUCUUACAAAUUCAUGACGGGAGAAAUUCAGCACGUCAACUGAUCGGUAGAUUUUGUGGUAACAAUUUGCCAAAUGGAGGGAAUAUUAUUUCAAGUCAUAACUAUUUAUAUUUUUGGUUCCGAUCUGAUCAUUCGGUAGCCAAAGAUGGAUUUGCUUUGCACUGGAAUAGCAUACUACCUGUGUGUGGUGGUGAAAUAGAUGCAACAAUGCACGGUCACAUUAGUUCACCUGGCUCACCGAGUACAUAUCCUCCUAAUCGAGACUGUUACUGGCAUUUGAAAACCACUUUUGGUAAAAAAAUACAGUUACAUUUUUUUGAACUUGAUAUAGAAAAACAUGCUAAUUGUAGUUUCGAUUAUUUAGCAAUUUAUGAUGGCGAACAUACAACAGAUCCACUUCUAAAUAAAUAUUGUAACACAACACAACCUGCACCGAUUCAGUCAGCCAGUUCUGAGGUGCUUAUACACUUCCAUUCCGAUGCCUUUGGUUCCGGAAAAGGAUUUCAAAUCGCUUUUGCCCCAGUUGAGGGAGUUCCCGGUUGUGGUGGCUUUUUCACUUCUGAUAAAGGUGAAAUUAUCUCCCCUUCAUACAACGGCGUUUAUUUAAAUAAUUUAAUUUGUGAAUACAAAAUAAGAACUCGUCCAGAUACAAGAAUACAUAUUGAAUUCAAAUCUUUUAAUUUAGAAAAAUCCUUAACGUGUAAAUACGACUUUUUGAAAAUUUAUGAUGGUCCAACAUCUGACUCACGACUUGUAGGAAAAUUUUGUGGUGUCGUUCACCCUAAGGCGUACACUUCUUCUACCAAUAGCCUCUUUAUUUUGUUCCAUAGCGAUCAUACCAUGGGAUCCGAUGGUUUUAAAAUAACUUAUGAAUCAGUUUGCUUACAUACAGUAGUAGGAGAUAGUGGUGUCAUUAAAUCUCCAAAUUAUCCAAUGUUUUAUCCAAAACAUACUAUGUGUGAGUAUAUUAUUAGCACCACUCCAGGAAAAUUUAUACAGUUAACAUUUCAAGAUUUUGAUAUUGAGGAUAGUAGAUACUACAACUGCACUUAUGAUUAUGUUGAAAUCAGAGAUGGGCAUUUUAUCAACUCAACAUUGUUAGGCAAAUACUGUGGUAAUACAGAAGCUGUUCCACCUACGCAAAUAUCUUCAUAUAAUUAUAUGUAUAUUAAGUUUAAUUCGGAUAUGAGCAUUAAUGGUAGGGGCUUCUAUGCGAAUUAUACUACUUUAAACACAGAAUGUGGAGGUAUUUACAAGGAAAAUUCUGGUCUUAUCAAUCACCCCGGUGAUGACAACCAACUAUACUCUAACAACCAAAAUUGCACGUGGUAUAUUAUUGCUCCUGAAGGAAUGCAUAUUAAGUUAACAUGGAACAGAUUUGAACUUGAAAACAUGCGAUCAUGUGAUAGUGAUUAUGUAGAAAUUAUUGAAACUGAUGACGAUAAUGAAGAUUAUUCUUUAGGAAAAUAUUGUGGGGACUCUUUACCUCCAGCAUUAACUACUUCAUCUAAUCGCCUCACGAUAAGAUUUAUAUCAGAUAUGAGUAUUCGUUUAGCUGGGUUUUCAUUAUCAUAUUCAUUUUUAGAUGAGCACAAUCAUUGCGGUGGAAUGUUUGUGAAAUCUCAUGGAUAUAUAUUUUCACCGAAUUGGCCCCAAGUUUACGAGCCGAAUCGUGAUUGUACGUGGACUAUAUCGGUUCCCACCGGACGCCAAAUAUCACUUAACAUCACUGAUUUUGAUCUUGAAAGACCUCUUCGUGAUAAAUGUGAUUUGGGAGACUAUCUAGAGAUAAGAGAUGGAUCUAAUUCAAAUUCUUCAUUAAUAGGCAAAUAUUGCGGAUUUUUCAAGUCCAAAAGGGUAGUAUCAACAGCCAAUAAUUUGUAUCUCCAUUUCCAUUCUGAUUUUUAUUUAAGUGGAAAAGGCUUUAAAAUUGAGUGGGAUGGUACCUUAAGUGGCUGUGGUGGAACACUUACUAGUGUAUCUGGAUCUAUAUCAUCGCCUAAUUAUCCAGAAGAGUAUAAUGACAAUGCGGAAUGCUUUUAUCGCAUUGUUACAAGUAGUGGUUCAAAAAUUCGUAUAAGUUUCACAGAAUUAGAUCUAGAAAAAACGAAAGAUUGUAGAGACGACUAUGUUGAAAUAUUUGACGGGCGAAAUGAACAUGCCUCAAGCUACGGUAAACAUUGUUUCAUGACCCCUACAUUAAACAACAUUGAAACUACAAGUAAUUAUGCUUUUAUAAAAUUUAGAUCGGACAUUUUUAUCAGUAGCAAGGGAUUUUUGCUCAGUUAUAACACUGUUUGUAAUAAUAACAUAAGUGGAACCUAUGGUGUAAUUGAAAGUCCUGGUUUUCCAGAGAAAUAUCCACUAAACUCUGAUUGUUUAUGGACAAUUACUGUUCCUAAAGGGAACAAAAUUAAUAUAACGUUCACACACUUUGACCUCUUUAUGUCUUUCCGUCCAUAUUCCUUAUUUGAUCGUCCCUGGGCCAGGCGGCAUCCUUGGAGCAUGCCGUCUUCAUUUACGCCAACAUACAGAAAUUAUCAUCGUGGUUGUGAAACGGAUUAUUUGCAAACAAAAGAGACCCCAGAUAUAAACUUUUCUGAAAAGCUAUGCGGAAACUCAUUACCAAAACCUAUUAGUAGUAUGAGUAAUUCUAUACAAAUAAAAUUUGUUUCUGGAAGCUAUUUUCCUAGGGCCGGGUUUCGUUUGGAAUGGGUAAAUUAUGGUUGUGGUGGAAUGAUUAUAAAAAGUGAAGGCAACUUAGAGAUGGAAAGAUUUUCAAAUUCUGCUGGGGAAAUAGAAUGUGAGUGGAUUAUUGAAACUCCAUUAGGAACAGCUGUAUCUAUAACGUUUUCUGAAUUAUUUAUGUCUGAAUCUCAAAAUUGCACAGUAGACGCUAUUGAAAUCUAUAAUGGUCAAAGUAGUGCAUUUCCGUUACUAACGAAAAUCUGUCACAAGGGACAAAAUACUGUUAAAGCCAGUUCCAAUUUUUUAUUUGUUAGAUUAAUAAAGCACUCAUCAUUACGGGAUGUUUAUUUUAAAUCUACUUUUACGUCUCAUACAAAAGGAUGUGGUGGUAUGAUAGAAUCUCAAUCAGGGUUAAUUACUUCAAUUAAUUAUCCUAAGAACUAUGAUAAUAAUAUGGAUUGCUUAUGGUCAAUUAAGGUACCAAGAAAUCACAGAAUUGAGUUAAACUUUAUCGAUUUUGAUUUGUAUUCCUAUGCAUCAGCCUAUUAUGAGAGUGAAGAUGAUUGCGGUGAUUUGAUAAAAAUUUACGAUGGCUCCGAUAUACUGACUUCUAAUGAUAAUUACACUUGGCUUAUAUGUCCGAACACAAAUAUAUCUCAAAUUAUAUCCAAUAAUUCUUCUAUAAACGUGCAGUUUAAAACUGAUGAGUUUGGAACUGCGAAAGGGUUUAAAGCUAAUUUUAGCAUGAUUUGUGGUGCAACAAUUGAGGCGAUAAAUGAUGGAAUAAUUGCCAAUGAUAAAUUUUUGAGCCAUACUAACCACAAUUGUACGUGGGUCAUAUUGGCACCAGACCUGAGUAAGAAAAUAAAAUUAACUAUACGGUACAUAUCAUUACCGAAAACCGCCGACAUUAUAACAAAUCGACAAUGUCCAUCAUCCUACCUUAGAGUUUAUGAUGGAAACGAUGACAAAGCGCCACUUGUUGGCGAGUUUUGUGGUAAAAAAGUGCCUCCUACAAUUGUAAGCCAAGGCAGUGCCCUCACAAUUCAGCUUGGUUCUUACACCGAUACUAUAGAUGGAUAUUUUUCAGCUCACUACACAACUUUAACAAAUGCUUGUGGAGGAGAUUUGAUUUCGGAAGAAGGAACUAUCGGAUCACCAAACUAUCCAAUGUCAUACCCCAAUAACGCAAACUGUGAGUGGAUUUUAAGCACAUCACCUGGAAACAGAGUAUAUAUUACAUUUGAAAAAUUUGAUUUAUACUACUCUGAAGGUUGCAAUGAAGAUUACUUAGAAGUAAGAGAAAAUAAUGGUGGUGGCAAACUAUUAGGUGUUUACUGUGGCCAAGAAAUUCCAACGAACACAACAACUGGAACAAAACUGUAUAUAAAAUUUCAUAGUAAUGAUAGAAAUAUUGGGCUAGGAUUUCUUAUCCAUUAUGGCUUUCUUCAUGGUAAUGAAAUCACAGGAUUACAUAGCGGUGAAAUAUCUUCACCUCUUUAUCCUGUACCAUAUUCAGGAAGCGGCGAAUACAGUUGGCGAAUACUGAUCGAUGAUUCAAAUGCUAUUUCUAUAAAUAUUGAUCAAUUAGAAAUACAUAAAAUUCAAGAUGCAUGUAACAGCAAAUUAUUAGUUUACGAUGGAUACGAUGAAGAUGCUCCACUGUUGGAAGAACUUUGUGGAUUGUUACACCAGGAAAGUAAAAUAAUACAAAGCGCUUCCAAUGUAGUUUUCAUAAAACUUGUCUUAGAUGAUACGAACAUUGGGUCAAUAUUUCAUUUUACAUGGGCAGCGGCUGACAGAAAAGAAGAUGAGACCAAUAGUGAAAUCAAAUGCGGAACAAAUAAAACUGAACUUUUGUCAAUAGGAAGCGACUUAACGUUUACUUCACCUAAUUAUCCUAAUUAUUAUGUCCCAGAUUUGAAUUGCAUAUGGAUAUUUCAGGCUCCUACGAGUCAUCACGUAAAACUGAUUUUUGAUGAUAUCUCGUUAGAACAAACCCCAAGCUGUUUUGCAGAUUACAUUUCAAUUUAUUCGUCAAAGGAUCUUGUUACGUGGUCUCCUUUGAUAGAACAAAUAUGCCUCUCAGAAAAAGAAAAAGUUGCGUUCGAUUCUGCCACAUAUAUGAAAGUAACGUUUAAAUCUGAUUCAAGUAUAUCACGUAAAGGUUUUAAAGCUCACGUAACCGCUGCUUGUGGUGGACUGCUCCAAGAAAAGUCGGGUGUAUUGGAACUGACAGAAGCAGAUAGUAUACACAAUCUUAAGUCAAUAUUCCCUCAAUUAAGAUGCAACUGGACGAUAAAAGUACGUCCAGGACGUAAUAUUAAGAUUAUAUUUGAAAAUUUCAACGUUACAAAUAAUAAUGAUUGUACUUCUUAUAUAAUUUUAAGAAAUGGUGAAAGUAUUGAAUCACCAUACUUGGGUAAUGGAAAAUAUUGUGGGUUUUCACACGAAAAUAUGAGCGAAAUGGUCUCAUCUAGUAACGUUAUAUCUGUUAGCUAUGUCAGUUUAGAUUCAAUUCCAAAUUUUAAGUUACGUUAUGAAGAAAAAAAUAUAGAAUGCGGAGUUACAUCAACAUUAGAUUUUGACCACAAGUGGGAAGUUAUUACCUCUCCGAACUAUCCUUCCGUACCUAUACCUUACACUGAAUGCGUUUGGAUAUUUAGGGGCCCGCCAGGUGAAAUUAUUAAAAUCGACUUCUUAGAUAGAUUUGAUUUGGAACCAUCUGACCAGUGCUCCUCUGAAUCCGUUGAAAUAAGAGAUGGAUCUUCUCGGUUAUCACCACUUAAAGGCCUUUUGUGUAAAGAGCGGCCACGGCCCGGUACAAUUAAAACUAGCGGGAAUACUAUGUUUAUAAAAUAUACAACACAAAUUUCAGAACCUAGAGAUGGAUUUAGAGCUAAUGUGUCCAUAGACGUGUGCGGAGGCACAAUCAUUUCUGCGUCUGGUGAACUGUCAUCACCCGGAUAUCCUCAUAUGCUUGUCCUUCAUGCUGGGAUUGUGUGCCAAUGGGAAAUAAUAUCUUUGCCAAGACAUGUCAUUCAACUUCAUUUUAAGGAAGUGGAUUUACCUGAAACUAAAAUAUCAUGUCAAACAAAAAUUACAGUUGAAGAAAGAAUACCCGCUAAUAACUCAAUAACUGACGCAAAAUUAGUUGAAUUCUGUAACGAUGAGUAUAACGAUUUCACAGAGACAAUUGAAAGCCUUACAGAUAGAGUAAUUAUUAAACUACAUUAUGGUGAACCAAGUGAAUGGACACAUGUGUCUGAAAGUAGAGGAUUUAGAUUGACAUUUAACUCUUCGAGACCUUCUUGUGGUGGUACAAUAACAGCUUCUGAGGGCUAUUUAACUUCUCCAGGUUAUCCAGGAGAAACUUCAUUACGGUUUUGUCAGUGGAACAUUAUAGUACCUAAUAUAAAUCGUCGAGUACGAUUAGAGUUAAUCGAUUUUGAAGAGAAUCAAAAUAUAAAUGUUUUCAAUGAUUUAUCUUUCAAUUCAAGGGUAGUUAGAUUUUAUAAUAAUAAUAAUCUAUCUCAAACAAAUGUUUUCGAGUCAUGUCAAAAUAAGUUAACAUUUUAUGUGUGGCUGGUAUCAAAAGGAAAGUCAACACAUAAGUUUAAAGCUAAAUUUAGUUCCGAUGAACCUGCGCUAUGUGGUGGAAAUUUACAAGGGAUCCAAGGUGAACUAAUGUCACCAAAUUUGCAAACAUCAUAUAUGUGUGAGUGGCAAUAUACCUUAGCACCCAGUCUAGUAUAUGACAUAUAUAACACAAUUUACCUGACUGUCAAUGUGUCUUCUUUAGCUAAGAAUAGCUGUCGUUUUCUUGAUUCCAAACUUUAUAUAAAAUCAGAUAUAGGUAUAGCAGGCGUUUUAUUUGGUCGCAAUAUCUGUGCUAGUAGUGAGGUUAGUUAUAGAAUACCGGCUUCUACUUUGCAAUUAACAGCUAUUCAAUUUCAAGAAAAACCAUUUACCUUCGAUCUGACUUGGACAUUACAACCUUGUGGAGGUGUUAUUCAUAUAGGGCAUGAAGCUACAAACGUUAUUAAUUUAUCAGAUACUCAUAAUAAUACCAUAAAUUGUGCUUGGGUACUUAUAGCUCCUGAAGGAUUUAGAGUAGAGUUCAAGUUGGAAGGUUCGUUUAAUUUAGAUUGUCUAGACGAAUUUAUAGAAAUAAAAUCAGGAUUGGGGGAAACAUCUAGUUUUGGUAAAUUUUGCAAAAGUAAUAAUCCAGAACAUGCUCUUGUAUCGUCAUUUAUGUAUCCAUAUAUAGAGUAUCAUUCAAAGCCUCAAAACAAAAUUAAUAUUAAGCUUCUAACUAAGGUUGUCAGUUAUCAGUGUGGAGGAAUUCUUACGAAAAAGGAAAGAAUAUUUACUUCACCUAAUUAUCCUAAAGAUUACGAAAGUAAUCAAGAAUGUUCCUGGGAAAUUCAAGCAGAAAUUGGUUACAGGAUAUCUCUCAAAUUUAUCGACCGCUUCGUGGUAGAAGAAAAAUUGAAUUGCACGAAAGAUGUUCUAAUAAUUUAUGAUUGGAAGGAUAAUAAAUAUGAAGAAAUAGCGAGACUAUGUGGUCGCAAUCUACCACCUGCAUACAAUUCUACAUCUACUCAAAUGAAAAUUACGUUUCGCACAGACGGUGAUAUAAACUUAGAUGGUUUUAAAGCAGAAUGGGUACCUAUUUGUGGAGGAACUCUAAAAGCGAAAACUGAGGAGCAGUAUUUGUAUAGUCCUGGUUACACAAACGUUUACUACCCUUUGCUUGACUGUAAUUACGAAAUAGUAUCUCCGUCAUCAUCAGAAAAGAUUUUGGUAAAAUUUUUAGAGUUUGAACUUGAAGGCAGUUAUCCUCAUUGUGAAUAUGACAAUAUAACUUUAACAGAACGUAGUAGUUAUAAGUAUUUUUCUGGAUUAUAUUGUGGUAAAGAAAUACCACCACCAUUAGAAGCCUACGAAAAGGUUGAAAUUGCUUUUAAGACAGACCGAUAUACUCAAAGGAAAGGCUUUAAGCUAGCUUAUUCAUUAUACAGCUGUGGAGGUCAAGUAACAGAACCUAGAGUUAUCACUUCACAUGUGCCAGGAAUAUCAGAAACUUACCCUGAAGACACAAACUGUACAUGGUUCAUUGAAGCUCCAAUAAAUAAGGUAGUUGUAAUUAAAUUUCCGUAUAUAGAUUUAGAAAGUUCUUAUGAUUGUUAUAGUGAUUACAUAGCCGUGUACCAGGGAUCCGUAAUUGAAGCUAGUAAAAGAUUGUCUUUGAUAUGCGGGCAUAUCAAUACUACAACAUUUAUUAAAAGUAAUAGUAACAAAGUUAUCUUACAAUUUUUUACAGAUGCCAAUUUAAAUUAUAAAGGUUUUCAAGCACAAAUAUUUUUUUCAUACUCGGCAUCAGUUGGGUGUGGAGGCGAAGUUGAUUUAAAAUCAAUAUCCAGAUAUAAUUUACGAUCUCCACUCAUUGGAAGCAACGUGGUGUACGAAAAUUACUUAGACUGCCAUUGGAAGAUAAAAGCACCCAUUGACCAUGUCAUAAAAAUAGAAUUUUCAUCUUUCCAUGUAUCUUCCUGCGUUAACGUUAACCAAACUGCUAUAGGUUUCAGUAAAUGUGAUUGCGACUUGCUUGAAUUAAAAGAUGGUUUUAAUCCAAAUAGUUUAAUCAUUGGUACAUACUGCGGGCAUACUCUUCCGCCGGAAAUAUUUUCUUCUAGUAAUGUAAUGAGUAUCAGAUUUUCGACCGACGGAGAAUCUGUGAGCUCUGGAUUUACAGCUGUUUUAACAACUCAACCUUCAUCGUGUGGUCAAUCUGUUUAUACGGUCUCUAAAACAGUACAGCGAAUUCGAUCUCCAGGAUACGAAUCGGGUUCUAUUCCUCGAGGAUUGCAUUGCAGUUAUAUUUUCGAUUCAGAAUCAGAACCUUAUUCCACUAUACAUGUCAGAGUGAAUAACUUGGACUUGGAAGCCGGCACUGAUGACAAUAAUAGCUGUGAUAGGGAUAGACUGAUUAUCACCAGUAACUCGCAAACACAAAACGCAAGCUUGGGAGAGGAAUUUAUUUUGAACGAAGCCGAUGACUUUUUCACCCACGCCUAUUAUUACGACUCUAAUGUACGUUUCCCGACACAUAUCGUAUUGUGUGGUUCAAAAAAAUCACUUGACUUUUAUGUUUCUAAAAGUGUAAUGAUAAAUUUAAAAACUACAGCGGAAAACACAGUUAAACAUCUCGGUGUAGAAAUUGAAGUUGUCUAUGUAGGUUUCUGUGGCAGGAACUAUACCGAGCUGCAAGGCAGGAUACAAUCUUCUUACGGAUCAAAUGCGGACAAUGGUUAUGAAGAUUGCUACACAUUAAUUACGGUCCCACAAAAUUAUACUAUUUCUGUUUAUUUUAUAUCAAUAUCGCCUGUCUUUUGGGAUGAAAAAAUAUACUUAGAGAUAUUUGACGGCAAUAAUACAAAAGCGCCUCUUUUAACUAAGGUAGCAACCGAAUAUACAGAAUAUCUGCAGACAUAUUCAACUGGAAACUAUUUAUUGUUCCAUAAUCGUAUGAAAGGAUCGGAUGUGAUUACCUUUGAUUUGAAUUACAUCGCAACAAAUAAAGGUCAAGGUUGCGGAGGCAAAUUACAUAGUGAAUUAGGACGAGUCACAAGUCCACUUUACCCUCGUGUAUAUCGAAAACAAUCAACUUGCGAGUUUGAACUGGAAACGCCUUCAAAUACACGGUUGUUAUUGAAAUUUUCUGUGUUUGAUUUGGGCACAAUUUGUGACAAAAACUAUUUAAGCUUAGUUGAUAGAAAGGGUAAUACGAUUUCAACAUUUUGUUCUGAAACUCCAGCUGAUUACACGAGCGAUGAUAAUUAUGUUAAAAUAGUAUUUACUACUACUAGAAAUAAUGGUGGAACAGGUUGGGUCGCUGAUUUCUACGGUAUCUUUUAGUUUUAGGGCUCCCACAAUUAUUUAAUUAAAUAAUGUUAAUAUUUGUGUUGAUUCUUUUAGGGUCAUAUUGUGAAUUAUUUUAAAUAAAUAUAACGGCUCAAUAAGGAGCAGACUGAAAUCUGUAAAGUUGAGUGGCGACACGCAAAAAUACGCGUUGCACUAAAUUAUUGUUAUCUCGUAGCUACUGCUAAUACAAGUUUCCUACUGCUACUUUACACUCAAAUGAAUUAAUAUUAGUCAUGUAUAAUUUCAACCAUUUUUUUGAUUAAGAAAAAUAUAUUAUGUAUCUUUAGAAUACUUUAUUAUUUUAAGUUUUAUAAAAUAAAAUAAGUUGCGC
Molecule: messenger RNA, 11693 nt
Organism: Maniola jurtina (meadow brown)
Lineage: Eukaryota; Metazoa; Arthropoda; Insecta; Lepidoptera; Nymphalidae
Product: cubilin homolog
Exons: 1
Coding region: 95-11356 (3753 amino acids)
Molecular function (GO): calcium ion binding
Source: RefSeq, a predicted model, not a curated record